Messenger RNA from Pieris macdunnoughi, 3231 nucleotides. The record is from the annotation of a GenBank genome assembly. NCBI's taxonomy places the organism in Eukaryota, Metazoa, Arthropoda, Insecta, Lepidoptera, Pieridae.
AUGGGAGAGUCCUAUUUCAAUUUAAAACGCCAACUAGAAGAGCUUGGUUAUAAUAACACAUUACCAGUAGAUGCAGUUAAUUUAGUAGAAUGUUUAUUAGGUGACUUAUUACAGACGACUCGAAGUUUACAGCAUUAUAUGAAUAUUUCCAAAGAAGCAUUGUUACAGCGUGAUUCAUUGUUAACACAAUUAGAACCUUAUAAAUGUGACAAUACUAAACUUAUUCAAGAAAACAAUCAACUACAUCAUGAUAUUAUUAAUAAGAAAGAGGAACAUUUAAAAUCAAUGCGAGAAAGUCAAAAAAAAUUGAAGUCUCUAACAGAGGAGCUGAUUAAAAAGGAAAACUUGAUAAGCAAAUUACAACAUGAUGUAAGAGAUUUAAGUUUAAGAGGAUUAUGCACUGAAACAUUUAGUAGCCGUAAUCGCAGUAAAAGAAAAGAUGCUGGAGAUAAUGCUGUCUAUAAAAGUUGUAUUUGCAACAAUAAAAAUAUUAAUUUAGAUAAAGAAAAUAUGACAGAAACAUUUAGCACUAUUCAGUCACUACAAGAAAAAAUAGACUCAUACAAUGAUGAAAUAAUCCUUCUUAAAAAUCAAGUGGAACAUAGAGAUAAUGAAAUCAUUAGACUAAAAUUACUUCUGGAGGGUGGUAGACCCAUUGCUGCUAUUACAAAAGAUUUUUGUAGUGAUAAACCAGAAAACAGAAUUCUACAUUUAAACAAACAAGUUAAAGAAUUAGAUAUUUGUAAUGAAUUGUUAAAGAAGGAACUCGAAAAGAGCCUUGAGAAACAACAUGAAGCAAUGCAGCGAGCUUUAGAACUAGCUGAUAAAAACAAAGCCCUCAAAGAUGAAUUACAAAAUAUGGAUUUGUUGGCAUUAAAAGUAGAAGAUGAUUGUAAUAAGAGACUUGCAGACUUAACUAAUGAAAUUACUUUUCUACAGACAAAAGUUGAAAACUUAAAUACCAAAAAUUUUAUUUUAGAGAGAGACUUAACAAGCUUUCAGAAAAAAGAUUCAUUGAAAUACACAAAACAUAUGAGUGAAAAUGAAGAAACCAUAUUGCAGAAAGAAAUAACAGAUUUAAUGGAUUUAAAUAGAAGUUUACAGGACAAAAUAUUGUCCUUAUCUAAAACUAAUAAAUUUCACCAAGACAAACUUGUUAAAAAUAAUAGUGAUAGUCCAAAAUGUCUAUCUAAAGGUGACUUCCAAAAGAUACUGGAAGAUGAAAGAAGGAAAUAUGAGAAAUAUAUUAAAGAUGUACAAGAAAAGCUCAAUGAAACUAUAAACUUAUUCAACUGCCAAUUGAAAGAUGAAAAAACUUCUAGUCUUCAAUCAAAUAAUGCUUUUAUAAAAGACUUACAUAGCAAACUAUGUGAAAGUGAACAAAAAGUUUUGAUGUUGAAGAAAGAGAAUGAUGAUCUUAAAAAAGUUAAACUCCUGCAAGAAGACGGUAAUAAAAAUAAUUUCAAAGAUAUAAUAAAACAUUUAAAUUUAGAAAAUACUGAACUAUCCAAAGAGAACAUAUUAUUGAGCCAACAACUAAGCCAGUACAAAGCUAGCAAAACCGAAGGCUUUGAAAACAAUAAUUACUUGAGUGAGGAAAACAGCAGGUUACAGAAUAAGAUUGCUGGACUGACACAAGACAUUGAUGAAUCAAGAAAGGAAACUCAUAAAUAUAAAGCCCUAUACAAAGAGUUAUUAGAUUCUUGUGAUAAACUUAAAAGAGAUUUAAUUUUUAAGCAAAAACAAUUAGAACAAAUACAAGAAGAAAAUUGUUCUUAUAAAAUGACUAAUAGAACAGGCAAAGCAUCUAGUGAUAGACUUAGAGAAGAGUAUUAUACUUUGAGAGAGCAGGUAAAAAAACUACAAAGUGAAUUAAUUAAAGAAAAAACUUUAGCUAGUCAAAUAAAAAACAUACAGAUGGAAACUGAAAGGAGCACAACUGAAUCACAAAAUGAAUUAUUAAGCACUCAAAAAAAACUUAGUAUAGCAAAAGAUACAAUUGAAAGCUUAGAGAAGAAAUGUAAAGACUAUCAAGCAGAGUUGUGUGUGCUUAAGAAUGAUAAAUCAAACCUAAUUGAAAACAUAAGAUUAUUUGAUAAAGAACGUGAUAAACUUGUAAUUGAGCUGGACCAAAAGGCAGAAAAUACAAAUAUGUUGGAGCAAAAGUUAAAAUCACAAUUAUAUGACAUUAGUAAAUUAGAAAAUGAACUUUCAGACUUUAAGCGUAAGUUAAACAUGAAUAAAGUUGCAGAGCAUAAAAUAGCUGAUUUUGAAUCACAAAUAGCAUUCUUGAAUGGUGAGAUUCUGAGAUUAACUCAACAGUUUGAUACAGCUGUUAUAGAAAAUAAACAUAUGCAAAAUAGUUUAGCUGAUGCAAAUGGAGCUCUUAAGCUUACUAGAAUUGAAUUAGAGAAAUCAAGAAAAGAAGUUGAUGAUUUGAAACAACAAUUGCAGCAUUAUGUUGCUGAAAUUAGAAGAAUUGAAGAAUUACUGUCACAUAAAGAGGCAGAACGUUCAGAUAUGCUAGAACAUUUUGCCAGCCUAUCUGUUGAAGCAAAUAUUUUAGAAAAUACAAAUCAUUCCCUUGAGAACGAGUCAGCCUCAAAAUCCAUUAAAUUGCAAUCAUAUAUUUCAAAAAUACAAGGUCUAGAAGAAAAAGUAAUUGACAAGGAUAGAGAGAUUGAUAGCCAAUCAGCUUGCAUUACCUCUUUAAAAUGUAAAAUUAGUUCCUUACAACAAGAACUGAAAUUGGUUAGUGAAGAAAAAUCUGUUUUAGAACAAAAUGUAGAAUACCUAAAGAAAAUGUGUCAUAAUUUAAAGAGUGAUCAAAAAAAUAUAAGGAUGGAUGAUGUAGAUUCUGAAUUGAAGCUUUAUGAAAAUAGAAUUAAAAGUUUAUCUAAUGCUAAAUGUAAACUGGAAUCUGAAAAAAAAGUGUUAGCUGAAAAAGUAUUAACCACUGAGAAUUUAUUAUCUAACGCAAGAAGAGAAAUUAUAGAAUUAAAACUGACUUUACAAGAUGCCACUUCUGAAACAAAAUCAUUGCAAGAGCGUGUCAGUAUAUUUAGUAGAAGGGAGUCUGAUAUUAAUGAGAAUCCUUUCCAAAGAGAAGAGUUAGCACUACCUCUCUUGCUGGAUGAUACUCUACAUGAAAAUAGUAAUGAGGAUGACGACAGUGCACACUUUGAUGACAUUCAAAAUAAAUAUUGCACUAGACAUGGAAGCACAUUAUAG